Messenger RNA from Myotis myotis, 1009 nucleotides. Its product is annotated as dehydrogenase/reductase SDR family member 2, mitochondrial-like. The transcript has 9 exons. The record is from RefSeq and is a predicted model, not a curated record. Bases 155 to 1009 code for a protein of 284 amino acids. Lineage: Eukaryota; Metazoa; Chordata; Mammalia; Chiroptera; Vespertilionidae. Gene Ontology annotation, molecular function: carbonyl reductase (NADPH) activity.
GGUGGUGAGUCAGGUAAGUAUCACUCAGGCAUCUACCAGGGACCCAGCAUUGCAGGGAAGCCCAUUUGGGGAACUGGUCAUGGAAAGGACAUGAGCAGCUCUGUGCUUCCUGGUUCUCCCCCAGCUUUGGGUCUAGAAGGCCGGAGGCCAGACAAUGACUAGCAUGUUCAGGGCCACGUCUUGGGCCUUUAAGGGUCUUCAAUGCUCCUCAGUCCUUCUCUCAGCAAGAAUGAGCAGCAAAACAGCAGAUAGAAGCUGUCCACUGGCUGGGAAAGUGGCUGUGGUCACUGGGUCCACAAACGGGAUUGGCUUUGCCAUCGCCCGGCGUCUGGCCCAGGACGGGGCCCACGUGGUGGUCAGCAGCCGGAAGCAGCAGAACGUGGACCAGGCACUGGCAGCGCUGCAGGGGGAGGGGCUGAGCGUGUCUGGCACCGUGUGCCACGUGGGGAAGGCUGAGGACCGAGACCGGCUGGUGGCCACGGCCCUGAGACAUUCUGGGAAUGUUGACUUCCUGGUGUGUGUGGCAGGAGUCAAUCCCUACGUGGGAAGUACCUUGGAGAGCAGUGAGGAGGUCUGGGACAAGAUCUUGAAUGUCAAUGUGAAGGCCCCAGCCCUGCUGCUGAGCCAGCUGCUGCCCCACAUGGAGAACAGGGGGGGAAGCUCUGUGGUUCUGGUCUCCUCAGUUUUGGCAUAUGUACCAGCAGCUAGGCUAGGGGCUUACAAUGUCAGUAAAGCAGCCAUUCUGGGACUCACCAAGACCCUGUCAUUGGAGCUGGCACCAAAGGAUAUCCGGGUGAACUGCCUAGUUCCAGGACUAAUUGACACAGCCUUCAGCAAAGUGCUGUUUGAGGAUCCAGACUUUUGGAACCAUAUGAAGGGACGCCAUGGAAUACAGAGAUUGGGUCAUCCUGAGGACUGUUCAGGGCUGGUGUCCUUCCUCUGCUCUCCAGAUGCCAGCUACAUCACCGGUGAGAGCAUUGUGGUGGCCGGCUUCUCACCCCACCUCUGA